AUGACGUAUUUCGAGUUCGUAGAGGUCGAGAAAGACCAUCAAGAAGCUGGUCAUGAUCCCACAGAAAAUCGUCUGGUCGUCGAUCUUGUCGAUGUUAAAAUUGGCCAUGACUAUGAACCUGUUGUUAAUUACAACGUUUUGGGGUACCGUUUGGGGGAUGUCUUAGGAGUGACUGGUUUCUACAACAAUGCCCCCACAGAUUCAAUUCGUGGGAUGAUAGAAAGCGAUUAUGAGCAUCGAAGAAGACCUCCUCAAGGCAGUGACAAACGCGAAGCUAGCUCCUGCUCGAGCCACAUGACCUAA
This is a messenger RNA of Microthlaspi erraticum, 303 nucleotides long. The record is from the annotation of a GenBank genome assembly. NCBI's taxonomy places the organism in Eukaryota, Viridiplantae, Streptophyta, Magnoliopsida, Brassicales, Brassicaceae.